Acanthosepion pharaonis is the source of this 1128-nucleotide messenger RNA. Lineage: Eukaryota; Metazoa; Mollusca; Cephalopoda; Sepiida; Sepiidae. The record is from the annotation of a GenBank genome assembly.
AUGUUAAUGCCAUCUAAAGGCACAUCCGAGUGGUACGAGCGUAUAUCAAAACGGGUUAAAUCCAAAUCUAAGAAUGAAGGGGAUAUUAUGAGAAGCCUAAUUGAACUGACCACCCUUCUGAACGCUGACAUUCAUCAAGCUGUACACUUCUACCAGAAACUCUACGAAAAUAUUGUUGGCGUGGAAUACGUACCUCUUGCUUAUCUGCACUUGGAAAAAUUGCUGGCAGGUGACGUCAUCACUGCUCUCAAAGAUGAGGAAUUUUGCAAAUUUAAAAGAUUUAUACCAGAAAUGGAGCAGGAGUCGCUGGGCAUUACAAGAUACUAUGAAUGGUUCCGUUUCGCUGUACAGAAAUGGUUACUCACUGCCCAAGUAAAGGCCACUGCCAGAGUGACCAAGGCUGUUGAAGUUGAUAUGGUGUAUAGUAACAUCUCGAAUGCUAAAUACAGUUCCUCAGCCGUUGAUGUCUGCAGCCUUUUUCAUCACAUGGUCGAUUUUUGGACAAACUUAGAAUGGCCAGAAGCAUGUGAUGCAUAUUCUUUCACUGCCAACUUAACUCAGAACAUUUGUGACAAUGCCGUGAUGUAUUCCGAACUCAUCCAUGAUAAACUAUAUGCGACUGGCUUCUAUGACGAGGACAGACAGUUUGAUCUUUCUGAUCAGCUGUGCAUCACGAUCAAUAACAUAGAGCAUGUUCGAGUUACACUGAAGCCACUUGCGGAGACAAUGCGUUUCUCCAUACUAGAAGAAGAUUUGGAGAGAGUUGACCCGCAUAAAAGAGCUAGCCUGGAAAAAGUGAAUCUGUUUUCCCUUACAAACAAGGCAGAUAUCAUCAUGACAAAUAAAAUUAAAAAAGUAUUGGACCACGUUGCAGAUCGAAUGCGACCAGAUAUCAAGAAAGAUGUCUUUCACAUGAACUGGGCGCCAGAUGUGGUACCAGCGGAUGAGGCAAUCGUGGAUUUGAUGGAAUAUCUGGAUAAGAAUUUGGUAACACUCAAUCAAAAUUUAGUAAGCGCCAACUUCAACCGAAUUUUGGAUUCAAUCUGGGUAGAAGUCCUCAAAGAAUUCCAAGACGUUAUGAUCACCGAAGACAUGGUAAGUGAACGCUUGUCUUAUUCAAACGAAUAA